Oikopleura dioica is the source of this 1317-nucleotide messenger RNA. NCBI's taxonomy places the organism in Eukaryota, Metazoa, Chordata, Appendicularia, Copelata, Oikopleuridae. The record is from the annotation of a GenBank genome assembly.
AUGCAAAGACUAAGAGAAACGAGGCACUUCGAAGCAAAAUGUGAACUUAACACUGACCACAUAGAAAUUGUGACGGGGGACAUUUUCGAAGUUGAAAUGCCGCUGGAUAACCAAAGAAACAACAGAAUCUUUGUCAAAAUUGGAGAGAAGAAAACUUUGAUAACGACUACUCAGUGGAGAUGCUGUUUGUGUCUUUCUGACACAACCUGGUUCUUCCCCAACGUUUCUAGGCCAGAGGCUGGAAAACUUCUAUUAACGUCAGAUGUUCACGGCGCUUUUCUGAUAAGAAAAUCUGAUGUCAACACGAGCCAAGAAAAUCACAACGCACUUGCAGAAUACUACUGGAAAGAUUCGGGAAAGAUGGAGCUUCAACUUAUUGAGCCAGUCAUAAGCGGGAGAAGCCCGUUUGUGUUUGACAAAAGGGAUCUUCUUCUUGGCGACAAAAUCGGCGCCGGAUAUUUUGGCGAAGUUAUGUCGGGAAAAUUGAAUGGUGAUACUCCAGUUGCACUCAAGUUGCUCAAAGAAGGGAGAGGUUCCAGAUUCGAGUUCGAAAAAGAGGCUCAAUUGUUGGCGAAUCUGAGGCAUUCGAAUAUUCUAACUCUUCUUGGAAUAUCAGGAGAUCCAAUUGAAUUGAUGGCCAUGGAAAUGAGACGGAUGAGCGGUGGUUCCUUGCUCAACAACCUCAGAGAGAAACCGGACCGAGUGACCCUGCGCGACCAGAUUCAUUGGUGUUUUGAUAUCAUCUCUGGCUUGAACUUUUUAACGACGCAUGGGGUUAUUCAUCGCGACAUAGCUGCAAGAAAUAUACUGCUCAAUCACAAACACAUUGCCAAGAUCGGAGAUUUCGGAAUGGCUAAAGUUCUUGAAGAGGAAGAGGAAUACUACAGAAUGACAUCUUCAGCAAAACUUCCUGUCCGAUGGAUAGCGCCAGAGGCAUCUAAAAGAUGGAUAUUUUCACCUGCUUCUGAUAUUUGGGCUUAUGGAGUCACCAUUUGGGAGAUUUGCGCACUCGGAGAGCGGCCUUACAAGGACAUUCAAAACGGAGAAGUCCAAAAACAAAUUCGCAAAGGUCGUCGGCUAAAACCAUCAAACUUCAACUGCAAUACAAACCAUCCAGAUGUCAAGCCAUUUUACAAAGGAAUUUACGCGAUAAUGGAGAAAUGCUGGCUUGAAGAACGUGAAAAACGAAUAAAAUCUUCCGAGGCUUUGAAAAAGUCGAAAAGCUCUUCCACCUCUACCUCUAAAAUCUAUUCCGGUCUAAUUUCCUGCGCUUUUUCUUGGGAACGUUUUUUGCCAAAUAAACUUUUUCAUUUUUAA